This is a messenger RNA of Phaeoacremonium minimum UCRPA7, 2541 nucleotides long. RefSeq names its product putative atp-dependent dna helicase mph1 protein. The transcript has a single exon. Lineage: Eukaryota; Fungi; Ascomycota; Sordariomycetes; Togniniales; Togniniaceae. Gene Ontology annotation, molecular function: hydrolase activity; ATP binding; four-way junction DNA binding. Gene Ontology annotation, biological process: interstrand cross-link repair; double-strand break repair via synthesis-dependent strand annealing; replication fork reversal. The coding region runs from base 1 to 2541 and encodes 846 amino acids. The record is from RefSeq and is a predicted model, not a curated record.
AUGACACCACAGACUCUUCAGAACGAUCUUGGAAAAGGCUAUGCUGAUCCCAAGUCUAUUGUACUCCUCGUUAUCGACGAGGCACAUCGAGCGACGGGUGAUUAUGCAUAUGUGAAGGUGGUGGAGUUCAUUCGGAGGUUUUCGAAAAGUUUCCGGGUUCUUGCCCUCACAGCUACGCCAGGGUCAAAGGUUGAGGGCGUACAAGACGUUAUUGACAAUAUGGGUAUUUCACACAUAGAGAUCCGAACAGAAGAGUCUAUGGAUAUCCGGCAAUAUGUGCACUCCAGGGGCAUCGACCAGGUAGUUCUGGAGCCCUCAGACGAAAUCUUGCACGUGAGGGAUCUUUUCUCGAAGGCGCUCAAGCCGCUUGUGCAAAAAUUGAGUGCGCAGAACAUCUGGUAUGGCCGAGAUCCAAUGUCAAUGACGACUUAUGGGUUGAGGACGAAGCAAGCAGAAUGGAACGCUGGGCCUGGAAGACAUGUCAAUCCAGGUACCAAAUUCAUGACCAACGCCAUCUUCUCGAUACUCCAAAGCGUGGCGCACGCUAUCAAGCUGCUAAAUUUCCAUGGCAUUGCGCCUUUCUACCAUAACAUGCUAGACCUCAGGAGUUCUACAGAGGAGAAAGGAGAGAAGGGAUCGAAGUACAAAAAGCAAUUGAUCCACGACGAGAAUUUCCAGGAGAUGAUGGACACUAUUGAUAAAUGGCAGAGGACGGACGGCUUCGUCGGCCAUCCCAAAAUCACAUACCUCUGCGACACCCUCCUCAAUCACUUCAUGGAUGCUGGUGAAGGCUCCAAUACGAGAGCUAUCGUUUUCAGCGAGUACCGCGACAGCGCUGAAGAGAUUGUACGAAUCCUGAAUACGCACAAACCGCUUAUCAGUGCGUCGAUUUUCGUGGGUCAAGCAGACUCGAAGCGGAGCGAGGGUAUGAAGCAAAAGCAGCAGAUCGAGACGAUUGAAAAGUUCCGAACUGGUGGCUUCAAUGUGCUCGUGGCAACAUCGAUCGGAGAAGAAGGCCUUGACAUUGGCCAAGUCGAUCUCAUUGUCUGCUACGAUGCCUCGGCGUCACCAAUUCGCAUGCUUCAGAGAAUGGGCAGAACGGGAAGAAAGAGAGCGGGAAACAUCGUGCUCUUGCUCAUGAAAGGAAGAGAGGAGGAGAAGUAUCUCGAGGCUAAAGACAAUUACGAGAUGAUGCAGAAGUAUAUAUGUGAUGGCAGUCGGUUCACCUUUCGUCAUGACCUCUCAUCAAGGAUAGUCCCAAGAGACCUCAAACCAGAAGUAGACAAACGCAUGGUUGAAAUUCCUAUCGAGAACAGUCAGAACAGAUCUCUUCCUGAGCCAAAGAAAGGCGGUGCAAGGAAAAAGGCAUCGAAGAAGAAGUUUCACAUGCCUGACGGUGUGGAGACUGGCUUCAUGAAGGCAUCAUUCUUCGGCCAACCGAAAGCUGCUGUCACUAAGCCGAAGCCCCGAGAUCCUGUCGAGACGGAUUUCCUUGAAGAUGUUCCGUAUCUUGGAUCAGUACUUUUAAACGAAGCACAGAACGCCGAGCUCGAUAGGAUGUACCGAGACCUACCAUUGGGCAAUACAGCACAGGAAGAGAUUACAAUGCCUGUCUUGACAGCUCAUCCCAGAUACCAGAGAGCGUUGCAUCCGACGUUCAGAGUCAAACAUGGGAGUUAUACAAAGCGGUGCGUCCGACUUUUCAAGAAACUUGCCAGGACCCAGGAGAAUAUGGACCAAUACGCCCGCCCAUAUGGAAACAAAGACUCCAGCAGGUAUAAGGAACUGCCAGUGCCGCCGUUCGCAGAAGAUUCAGGUGACGAAGACGAGGGCAUUCAAGAGUCCACGAUGCCCUCACGUAAGAGAGCUCGUGAAUCAUCGUUCUCCGAGACCGAAGCUAGCUCUUUACCAAAGAGGCGCAAGUCAGCACUGAAGGCGAAGGCGCCACAGCGGAGAAAGUCCAAUAACAACCCAUUCCUAGACGACUUGGACGAGGAUGACGAAGAUGAAGACGAGGAAGAUGAGGAUACGCUUGAUGUAGAAGAAUAUCCAGCGGCACCUCGUCGGGGCAGAGGUAGACCAAAAGCGGCCGGUGGCAGAAAAAGGAAACCUGCCAAGAGGAAGAAUAAUGGCAAUUUAGAGGAGAUUGGAGAUGAUUGCACGAGAACGAGCCAAUUGUACGAGAGCGACGGUUCUGAUAGCGGCGCUGACCUGCUAGACUUCAUUGUGGACGAUGAUGCUGUGAUAUCGAGUGUCAGGGGUGUGUCUACUUCGCCCACAACUGCAUCUCCACCAGCUUCGAGAAAGUCUCCUCAACUCGCCAAGGCGAAGCCAUUCUAUGUUCCUAUACAUCUUACCCAAGACAGCGAUGAUGACCUACCCUCGAUGAGUCAGCUAGGUGGUAAUCAGUCGAAACAGAACAAAGGAUCUCGUCGUUCGUUGACAGAGUCGGAUAGCGAGGCGGAAGAUAUUGUUCGAAAGCCGGCCGCGAGGAAAAAGAAGCGGCCGGUCAUCCAGGAUACUGAUAGUGAAUCUGAUUAG